GCUAUCCAGCCUCUCUCGCUCUGGUGCUCUCCCUCUCUCUCUCCCUUUCUCUCUCGCUCUCCAAUCUCUCCCUCGCUUUCUCUCUGUGUCUUGCCAUAGAGGGCUUUCCAAGCACUUCCCCGGCAGUGUGAUCUGUGCUUGCAGGCUGCUAGUUUGUGCUGGGGAGAGCACACAGCCCAUGAGCUCUAUAUGGAUGCUGUUGCUACUCUGAUUCUCUGGAAACAAAACAGAAGAUGUCCAGCACUCAGCAUGACCCUUUCUAUUCUUCUCCCUUUGGUCCUUUCUACAGAAGGCAUACUCCAUACAUGGUGCAGCCAGAGUAUCGCGUCUAUGAGCUGAACAAGAGACUGCAGUCUCGCACAGAGGACAGUGACAAUCUUUGGUGGGAUGCCUUUACUACAGAAUUUUUUGAAGAUGAUGCAACGUUAACACUGUCAUUUUGUUUAGAAGAUGGACCAAAGAGAUACACAAUUGGAAGGACUCUUAUUCCUCGAUACUUUAGCACAGUGUUUGAAGGGGGUGUCACUGAUCUCUAUUACAUUCUCAAGCACUCCAAAGAAUCAUACCACAACUCAUCCAUCACCGUGGACUGUGAUCAAUGUACCAUGGUCACUCAGCAUGGGAAACCCAUGUUCACCAAGGUAUGCACUGAAGGUCGCCUCAUCCUGGAGUUCACAUUUGAUGAUCUCAUGAGAAUCAAGACAUGGCACUUUACCAUUAGACAAUACAGAGAAUUAGUACCUCGCAGCAUACUAGCCAUGCAUGCUCCAGACCCCCAGGUGCUAGAGCAGCUCUCCAAAAAUAUCACUAGGAUGGGUUUAACCAACUUCACCCUCAACUACCUCAGGUUGUGUGUAAUACUGGAGCCAAUGCAAGAACUAAUGUCAAGACAUAAAACAUAUAACCUAAGUCCACGGGACUGUCUGAAGACCUGUUUGUUUCAAAAAUGGCAGCGAAUGGUUGCACCACCAGCAGAACCUACAAGACAGACAACCACCAAGAGGCGGAAAAGGAAAAAUUCCACCAGCAGUACAGCAAACAACACAAACAGCACAUACAGUAAGAAAAAAGCACCAGCUACGUGUCUCAACUUAUCCAGUCAAGUACCUCUCAUCUCUACAAAAAAAUGCAUAGGCGAUAAGACAAGAGUCAGGAGGAAUUAUCGUGGAAUACGGAACGGUUUGGAUGUGAUGGUGGUAGGAGAACCAACUUUGAUGGGAGGCGAAUUUGGAGAUGAAGAUGAAAGGCUUAUCACUAGACUAGAAAACACACAGUAUGAUGCAGCUAAUGGAAUGGAUGACGAAGAAGAUUUCAACAACUCACCUGCACUCGGAAACAAUAGUCCAUGGAACAGCAAAUCGGCCACUGCCCAGGACACCAAACCAGAAAACCCAACUCAACAGGCUUCCCAAUAGGUCGAAAUCGACCAGAGAACUUGAUAAGGCAUAAGAUGUUGAGUUACAGAUUAUGGCAUUGUUACUUUAUGGCAGUACAAUUAUACAAGAGUGUCAUCAUAUCGACCAAGGCAUUCAGACAGACAACUGUUUCCUAAUGGUAUUUGGUAACAUAUUUUUCACUAACUGUACAAGUUUCCUCAUGAAUUACUCUGCAGCUUGUGAUACGUUAUUAACCACAGUAUACAUUGGUUUCAUUGAUAGAUCCUAGAGAUCCAUGGGAACAAAUAAUGUCACUAUAAAGCUACAAUUCCCCCAAAAAAGUAAUACAAAAUAACAUUUUUAAUUUCACAUGAAUUGCUUUGAAUUGCCACCAAUAAUUGGAAAUCAUGUUUAUUCUUAAAUAAGUCUUCGAACUGUAUGGUGUACAUAGGAAAUACAAAGAAGAACACAAGGUUCACCUAUCAGAGGUUUGCUGAUAACAUGCCGAUAUUGACGUGAGGACGGUCAGUCAUGUGGCUUCCCUCAGAGGACAAGUAGAGGAACUCUAUGAUUGCUUCCACUAGUACAGGGUUUCUCAAUUCCGGUCCUCGGGACCCACCUACCAAGACAUGACUGGAUGUGGGUCCCGAGGACCGGAGUUGAGAAACCCUGUGCUAGUAGGUAAUGAUAAUUCCCAUUCUUUUCAAUAAAGAGAAAACCAUGUCUUGAGGAUCAGCCUGGCCCACUAGGGCAAAUAAAAGCAUACAUAUAAUAAACAUCAGAGUACCCCUAAGUAAAUUGUCAUAGACUGUUUUACAUCAAAAGUAUAGCAUAUCUAAUGUGUGAGUAUGUGAGGGCCUUCCACAGACAGAUUUUUUUUUUUACACAACUAUUAUGACAAAAAUGUCACAAAGUAUCUCACACGCCAUAUUUGCCCUAUAGUUUUUCCAACCUGGUUAGAACAGUAGGUGGCGCUUAACUGGAGGGGGUGGAGGCUCUGCAGGUCGACAGAUUCACUAUAAUUUACACCAGAAUCUGGUGUCAUUAUAGAUUAAACCUACGCCAGGUCAAAGCUGGCAUAAAAUAGAUUUUUUUGCCGCUUGGACUGAUAAAUUCAUUAACA
Messenger RNA from Bufo bufo (common toad), 2499 nucleotides. RefSeq names its product LIM domain binding 2 (gene LDB2). The coding region runs from base 234 to 1415 and encodes 393 amino acids. The transcript is spliced from 9 exons. Gene Ontology annotation, biological process: nervous system development; negative regulation of transcription by RNA polymerase II; positive regulation of transcription by RNA polymerase II. NCBI's taxonomy places the organism in Eukaryota, Metazoa, Chordata, Amphibia, Anura, Bufonidae. Gene Ontology annotation, cellular component: transcription regulator complex; nucleus. Gene Ontology annotation, molecular function: LIM domain binding. The record is from RefSeq and is a predicted model, not a curated record.